AUGGGGAUCGCGCUGGAGAAGCCGCUGAGGGGGGAGCACACUUGCAUUGCCGGAUUUCACGAGCUCGUGCUGGGGUCCCAGGGGCUGAUUCCCAAACUGAAGGACUCCUACGAACUGCAGCUCAAGUUGCGGGAUCCACGCCUGCCGACGAAGGAGAAGUUGCGGAAUAGGAGCGCCUUGAAGCGGAUGACGAUGAAGACCCUUUUCCUGGAAGCCCGAAUCGUGGAGGGCGAGGAGGGCCAGGCGGACGCUUGCUUGCACAUGGUCAUCAAGACCAAGGCGGAUGACCUCACGAAGGCUUUGACCGCAGUUGGCACCAUUGUCCGACUCGUGCUGAAGCGGCUUGAUGCCGAGCUGCCGGAGCAAGCCCUUGAAAUGGCAUUCUCCUGCUUUGAUGUGAGCUCUGCCAGAAAGGAGUCGCAGAACCCUGGUCACUGGACCGGUUUUGAAACAGCCACCGAAAUUCGUGUACGCCGGCUGCUCAAGGAGGGGCUCAGAAUUAUGGACCACGAGGAGGUGCGUGCUGCAGUCCGCGACUUCUGGUCAGCAAUGCUGGAGCUUAUUCGUUUGCCGGAAGCAGAGGUGACGGACAAUCGCGUGCCUUGGGCGAAUAAGAGGCACUCCGGAGGGCCAGCUUUGAACAUGUUGGUGGGUUUCUACUUGGCCAUGGAGGAUGGAAUUGUUCGCGUAGAACGCAAUCACGCGUACUGCAAGGUCUUGCAAACAGCCCAUGCCGGACCAUUGUCAGAUGACGGAGUCAGCUUCGAGCAACUCGUUGCCUUAAAGUUGGAUGGGCCGGAAGCCGUGGCGGAGGCGCCCAGCAGUUCUACAGGCAGUUCUCAGGUGCCGGACCUUCAGUUGACGGACUUCGCAAGAGAGUUCCUGCGGGAAUGGCGCCGGAAGCGGGCGCGGUUCAGGGUGCACAAGCAGGGCAGCCGGAAGGGACGCAAGGGUUCGAGCCGAGCCAACACGGCGGCAGCCAUGAAGAGGCAGCAGCAGGAGGCCCUGAAGCAGCGCAGUGCUCCUCGGACAGCCGAGCCAGACGCCAGUUCUGCCAGCGUCUUGCCUGGAGUGUCGGUGUUGGCUGCCAAGCGUGCAUUUUCAAAGACUGUGCCGGAUGAUGAGCUUGGGCCGGAUUUGGCACGCUUAAAAAAGAGGACAGGCUUCAUCAAGCGCAACAACUUAGCGGCAGCGCGGCAGCGGCGGGCAAUGUUUCUGCCUGCAGAGAUGGAAGCUUUGAGGAUAUCCAACUUGGCCCGCGUGAAGUUGGUGGACGCUUGCCUGUCGGAGUGCUCUUUGCCAGAGUCUGCAGCAGGAGACGAUCGGGGUGCCAGAGACUGGCGGGUCCGGCGGCUUUUUGACAGCGACAGCCAGGGUCUCUACACCUACAUUGCGCAAAGCCACCUCAUCGUGCUGCCGGACUUGCCGCCGCCUGUGGCUGCCGGACGUCUUGCCGAGGCCCGGGCUUGA
Messenger RNA from Effrenium voratum, 1470 nucleotides. The record is from the annotation of a GenBank genome assembly. NCBI's taxonomy places the organism in Eukaryota, Dinophyceae, Suessiales, Symbiodiniaceae.